GAGCAGAACGUCCGGUCGACGAAUUUUUUUUUUUUUUAAUUUCUCCUUUCCCUCUGGCGAAGAAUGUCAAUCCUUUGUCCCGCUCUAUAGCUCGUUUCUCUUUCUCCGCGCCCUCAGAUCAUCUAGAAAGGGUUUUUUUCAAUAUACAAUGGAUGCCAACAACUGGAGGCCUAAUGCUCCUAACGGAGAGCCCACCAUGGACACGGCUGAUUGGAGAACCCAGUUACAGCCUGGUUCACGGCAAGAAAUUGUCAACAAGAUAAUGGAGACAUUGAGGCAGCAUCUUCCAUGUUCUAGCGAUGAGGGAUUAAAUGAGCUGAGGAAAAUUGCUAUAAGGUUUGAGGAAAAGAUUUAUACUGCUGCAACUAGCCAGUCAGACUACUUGAGGAGAAUAUCCUUGAAGAUGCUUUCAAUGGAGACAAAGUCUCAGGAGACCUUACCCAAUCCUGGCAGUAGCAGCAAACCUCCUGAUCUAGGUUUUAACAAUGAUGAGAAUUUCUUCAAUAUAUUUGAGGAGUUGGAGGAGAAUGAUGAUGGGGAUGAUGAGUUUGGGGAAGUUAUUUCCUCAACUUAAAAUUAUUGAUCAAGCUUAGUUUAAGUUGCUGCUACAGAGUUUGCCUUCCUGAAUUGGAUGGAUGUGUACGCCACUUACUAGACUCUUUUAUGCCCAUUUUCUUGAUGAGCUUAUUGUUGGACAUCUAUGGCAGUAGUUUUUGUAUUUUUUUUCUAUGAAAUUUGCUGAAUUUAAACUUGUGUGACAGUUGCAAUUUAUGUCCCUUUUUUUUAAUGAAUCUUUUGCUGGAUU
Messenger RNA from Rubroshorea leprosula, 805 nucleotides. NCBI's taxonomy places the organism in Eukaryota, Viridiplantae, Streptophyta, Magnoliopsida, Malvales, Dipterocarpaceae. The record is from the annotation of a GenBank genome assembly.